AUGAAUCCACACCAGAAGAACAAGAUCGACAUCUCCAAAUUGUCUGCGGACGAGCAGCGUCUGUUUCGACUUUAUGGAAAACUGCCAAAUAAGAGUGAUCUGUUGCAGAACAAAUUGAAGGAACGUAAAUAUUUCGACUCUGGUGACUAUGCCCUGUCCAAAGCCGGCAAAGCUUCCGACACGGGCGUUACUACCAUUGGCACCGAACAUCCCAAAGCCGAUGAGAUCCCUCACAUGAGUCCCCUCAAACACACUCUCUCGCGCACGGAUUCAGUCUCCGGUGCGGUUGGACCAGGAGUAGGUGUCGGUAUUGCGACCAGUCCCGAUGGGCAAACCAUGCUACCUGGCGCGGGAAUGCAUCGUGGAGGUAUCAAUGGAAUCCCUCGCGGUGGACUCCCGGGAGCUACAAGCCGUAGUCCAGUCAAGGAGAGCAGCUUCUUGGCCAGGAGCGCCAGUGCUGACGAGCAAGAUGCUACCGUGGUUCAAGAAGGGGAAGCUGACGGCCCUGAUGUUAUGGCAGGAAGUAUCAGUCCACCGGCUAGAAAGGAGGGCAUCCCAAUUCGACGAUGA
Molecule: messenger RNA, 570 nt
Organism: Rhinocladiella mackenziei CBS 650.93
Lineage: Eukaryota; Fungi; Ascomycota; Eurotiomycetes; Chaetothyriales; Herpotrichiellaceae
Exons: 3
Coding region: 1-570 (189 amino acids)
Cellular component (GO): cytoplasm
Molecular function (GO): protein phosphatase inhibitor activity
Source: RefSeq, a predicted model, not a curated record